AUGAUCUUUGCUAACACGGGCAACCCUCUGAAAGCUGCCACUCGCAAGCAGUCGUACCCCAUGACUCCGUCCAGUCCCAGCAGCAGCAGCAACAGCAGCAGCACGGGUCUGGAGCAGCUCAGCAAGACCAACCUGUACAUUCGAGGCCUGCCUCCCGCGACCACUGACUUGGACUUGGUCAAACUCUGUCACCAGUAUGGCAAGAUUCAGUCAGCGAAGGCCAUCUUGGACAAGACAACCAACAAAUGUAAAGGUUACGGUUUUGUGGACUUUGACAGCCCGGCGGCCGCUUUGAAGGCCGUCCACGCUCUGAAAACCAGCGGCAUUCAAGCCCAGAUGGCCAAGCAACAAGAACAAGACCCCACAAAUCUGUACAUUUCCAACCUGCCUCUGUCUGUGGACGAGAAAGAGUUGGAGAACAUGCUACAUCCCUUCGGCCAAGUCGUUUCCACACGCAUCCUCCGCGACUAUGGCGGCAACAGCCGAGGCGUAGGCUUUGCCAGGAUGGACACCACUGAGCAGUGUAACGCGGUGAUCUCGCACUUCAAUGGGAAAUUCAUCAAGAUCGCCUCCGGAGCUCUGGCUCCCUCUCAGCCCUUGUUGUGCAAGUUUGCAGACAGUCAAAGAAAGAAACACGCUCACGGUGGAUUUGUUCCCAAUGGACAGACGGGAGAUCUCAGACUAGGUCCAAUGACUCUUACCUAUGACCCCUCCUCAGCAGCUAUGCAGAAUGGGUACUAUCCGUCUCCAUAUCCGGUAACCAACCGGAUAAUGGCCGUGCAGCCUGCUAUGUCCCCCUACAUGUCUCCCGUCUCUGCGUACCAGGUUCAGAGUCACUCCUGGGUGGCACAUCAGCCGUAUAUCAUGCAGCACCCGGCUCCUGUGAUGUCUCCCUCUGUGGAUCCAUCAAUGUCACUGCACCCUACGACUAUGAUAACUCAGCAGAUGGGUCAGCUGUCCCUAGGAAACACUGGAGCAUACAUUGCAGCCAACCCGGGGGUCCAAGGUGCUUACAUGCCGCAGUAUCCGCCUCUGCCGGCAGCACCGGAAAACGGCACGCCACAACAAGUGGAUUCUUCCAACAACUCGUCCCCUUACAGUCAACUGAGCAAGUAA
Molecule: messenger RNA, 1116 nt
Organism: Nerophis lumbriciformis (worm pipefish)
Lineage: Eukaryota; Metazoa; Chordata; Actinopteri; Syngnathiformes; Syngnathidae
Source: RefSeq, a predicted model, not a curated record